Molecule: messenger RNA, 534 nt
Organism: Pipistrellus nathusii (Nathusius's pipistrelle)
Lineage: Eukaryota; Metazoa; Chordata; Mammalia; Chiroptera; Vespertilionidae
Source: the annotation of a GenBank genome assembly
AUGAUACCUCCCAAAGCCCCACCUCUGACCUCUGACCCCCCCCCCCCCCCUUCCUCUAGGUGCCUCUGGAACUAUGAAGAAUGCUCGCUCCCGCCUAGUCUGGGAAGUGUCCUUCAGCAUCGCAGUCCUGCUGGGCUGCCCGGCUUUCCACGUGACCCCCAGCAGGACGCCCACCUCUGGUCUGGGACAGCCGAGUGGCCAUGGCUCCAAGAGGCUGUGUCCUCAACUAACCUGGAGGGCUGUGUGUGCUGGGGCCACGUGGUCAGACCGACCCCCGGCCCUGGGUUUGGACUGCAGAGCCGCUGGGACCCAGGGAGAGGACAGCCCCCGGCGAGUGUGUGGAGAGAGCCUGGCCUGUCACCAGCUUACAUGAUCCUGGGCCAGUCCCUGACCCCCGCAGACCGCGGGGCCAGCGAGCCGGACUUUGCAGUGCAGCUGGCCGGGCAAGGCACCACCGGCGGCUUUGAAGACCCGGCAGCUCCCGGACCACGCAGACAGGCUGUCCAGGCCUCAGGGUGGCCCUUCAGUCUCUGA